Hordeum vulgare subsp. vulgare (domesticated barley) is the source of this 607-nucleotide messenger RNA. RefSeq lists its product as uncharacterized. The transcript is spliced from 2 exons. Bases 47 to 349 code for a protein of 100 amino acids. The record is from RefSeq and is a predicted model, not a curated record. NCBI's taxonomy places the organism in Eukaryota, Viridiplantae, Streptophyta, Magnoliopsida, Poales, Poaceae.
CUCAGUCUAUCCAUCCAUCUGCACAUAGAUCCUCAACGGAUCAUACAUGAUGCAGCGAAGGUUCGUCAGCCGGAUGAACGCAAAGGCAGCAGCGGUUCUGCUCCUUGUCCUGCUCGUAUCCCACGCGUCAUCCGCAGAAUGCCGUGAGGUGCGGGGAUCAGGCGGCCGUCGUCUGGAUUUCGAGAUCCGAAGCCGCGGCGGCGCCGGCAAGGUCAGCCUUGACGUGUGUCCGCCAAGCUUUUGCGGAGGUGGUUCUCAAGGCGAUAACUGCUGGUGCUGUGAACUACUGGGGUCUUGCAGCUAUGGGUCGCUGCAGGAUUGCCUGGCCAACUGCCCCUCAUCCCCAUAGUCGACGCCCUGAAGGUUCUUCGGCACAGCGACAGAGCGAUGUGAGUUCGAUUGGCCGGAUGAUGCGAAACUUUCACUUUGAAAGAGACGUCCACGCUAGUAAUUAGACAGCAUAGUUCUGUUGCAUGUCCAACAGAUGGUCAGUAAGAGAGUUACGGUCACACGAGUUCGUCGUUCAUGUUAGCUCUUGGAAGAAUAAAAAUGAAACAUGCUCGCAUCUUCUACACUAUUAGUUUUGGAUUAUGCCGCUGAAAUGCUU